UUCUCUCUCUCUUCCCCGUCUUCCUUCCGCCGAAGCGGAAACUGAAGAUAUUAAUAACAAAUUUCCGGCGUCGGCCAUUUUCGACUCCCCACCAAUCCAACGCAUCCCCUCCGUCUCUCUCCGACUCCAACUUCCUCUCUCUCUCUCUCUCUCGCAAUCUCUCGCGCGAACGCGUCGUUGCCGAGCCGAGCCGAGCCGAGCGCAGCGCCCGCGGCAAUCGGCUCAGAAGCAGCUCCCGGAGGGGGGAAGGAGCGAGGAGGGAUCGACGCGGGGGGGACCGGCCGUUUUCUCGCUAGGGGCCGAUGGCUUGGAGGCGCCUGCUCACCGAGGUUUUAAGGCAUGAAUCAGGGUUUGGGAAGCUUAAAUAUUCACUCGCUAGACCAAACCAUUUUGUCACAGCUUCGAGAGUAGGUAGAGGAAAUUUGCCUGCAGGAGCACAAGGGAGGUUUCAGUCAAGCUAUGUUGGUCAUCUAGCUCGGAGAGUGCGUGACGCAGAUGAAGCAAGUGAGGUUGCCCAUCUUAAAGAACUUUACCACAGGAAUGAUCCUGAAGCAGUUAUUAGACUUUUCGAAAGUCAACCAUCUUUGCACUCCAACCCCUCAGCACUUGCUGAAUAUGUUAAGGCAUUGGUUAAAGUUGACAGGCUAAACGAGAGUGAGUUAUUGAAGACUCUGCAGAGAGGUAUUGGUACUUCUGCUAGGGAGGAAGAAGGUAUUGGUGCAUUUUCAGCUUUCAAGAAUGUGGGGAAAUCUACAAAAGAUGGUAUUCUUGGGACGGCAGGUGCUCCUAUACACAUGGUGGCUGCAGAAGGAGGGCAUUUUAAAGAGCAGCUGUGGCGUACAAUACGUACAAUUGCGUUGGCCUUUCUCUUGAUUUCUGGGGUUGGAGCUCUUAUUGAGGAUAGGGGUAUAAGUAAAGCAGGACUUGGUCUUCAUGAAGAAGUGCAACCAAGCAUGGAAUCCAGCACAAAGUUCAGCGAUGUAAAGGGUGUUGAUGAGGCAAAGGCUGAGUUAGAAGAAAUUGUUCACUAUCUUCGAGAUCCAAAGCGUUUCACACGUCUUGGUGGUAAGCUUCCAAAAGGUGUUUUACUUGUUGGACCACCUGGUACUGGUAAGACUAUGCUAGCAAGAGCUAUUGCUGGAGAAGCUGGAGUACCUUUUUUUUCCUGCAGUGGCAGUGAAUUUGAAGAGAUGUUUGUUGGUGUUGGAGCUCGGAGGGUGAGAGAUCUUUUUUCCGCUGCAAAGAAACGGUCUCCUUGUAUUAUAUUUAUAGAUGAGAUAGAUGCAAUUGGAGGAAGCCGUAACCCGAAGGACCAGCAAUACAUGAAGAUGACUUUGAAUCAACUACUUGUUGAGUUGGACGGUUUCAAACAAAAUGAAGGGAUUAUUGUGAUCGCUGCUACAAACUUUCCAGAGUCAUUGGACAAGGCACUGGUGAGACCUGGACGGUUUGAUCGACAUAUUGUUGUCCCCAAUCCUGAUGUUGAAGGGCGGAGACAGAUUUUGGAGUCCCAUAUGUCAAAGGUCCUGAAGGCAGAGGAUGUUGAUCUGAAGAUUAUUGCGAGAGGAACACCUGGAUUUUCGGGUGCUGAUCUGGCAAAUUUAGUCAACAUGGCUGCUCUGAAGGCUGCGAUGGAUGGUUCCAAAGCUGUCAGCAUGGCAGAUCUUGAGCAUGCGAAGGACAAGAUCAUGAUGGGAAGUGAAAGAAAAUCUGCUGUCAUCUCCGAUGAGUCAAGAAAACUUACAGCUUUUCAUGAGGGUGGACAUGCCCUUGUGGCUAUUCACACGGAUGGAGCUCUUCCAGUUCACAAGGCUACGAUUGUUCCCCGAGGCAUGGCUCUGGGCAUGGUUUCCCAGCUUCCUGAUAAGGAUGAGACAAGUGUCUCCCGUAAGCAGAUGCUUGCUAGACUUGAUGUUUGCAUGGGCGGGCGAGUUGCAGAGGAGCUCAUUUUUGGAGAGAAUGAAGUGACUUCUGGUGCAUCUUCUGACCUUCAGCAAGCUACUAACCUUGCCAGAACAAUGGUUACAAAAUAUGGCAUGAGCAGUGAAGCUGGGCUUGUAACUUAUAACUACUAUGGCAAGAGCAUGAGCACUGAGACUCGGCUUCUUAUUGAGAAAGAAGUGCAGCGGCUUCUUGACAGGGCUUACAACAACGCCAAGACCAUCCUUACCACUCGUAGCAAGGAACUCCAUGCGCUUGCUAAUGCUCUACUUGAGUUCGAAACGCUCUCAGGAAGCCAGAUAAACAAUCUACUUGCACAAGUCAAUUCUGAGCAGCAGCAUUUGCAACAGCAACAGCAGGUAGUUGGACAAGAGAACAGCUCUCAGUCCAACGCAGUGCCUCCUUCAACACCAAAUCCAGCUGCAUCUGCUGCUGCGGCAGCUGCGGCAGCAGCUGCGGCCGCCACUGCUGCUGCAAAAGCCAAGGGCAUUGCUCCUGUGGGAUCAUAGCCGGAAGGAGAGAAGCUUCAUUUCGGUACUGCAGAAAGAUUAGCAAGUGGUUUGUACGACAGAAUGAUUUUAAGAUCCUCAUAUGGUAUUUGGUCGAAGGCUCAUGCUGAAGGACUUCUCCAGAAUUUGUGCACCACUACUGACCGCAAAGGGGCAAAGUGGCAAAGUAGGUUACCAGGAUUUUUUUGGUACUCUGUUUUUGGAUGUGAAGAACAAUUCUGUUGGUACUGCAUUUAUAUGGUGCUUCACAACGGUAGAGACUAGAAAGGGUAGGGAAACCAUGCUUUGCUCAGAGAUUGGUAGCAUUUCGACUGUAUGACAGGAACUGCAAUUGAUCUCUCAUGGCACACUUGAGACCGAUCGAUCUCUUGAUUUAGGGAAGUUUUCUAAUCCGCGAAUAUCCCCUCAAGAUAGAAAGUCCCCUGUAUUCUCGAUUCAUAUCAGUACGCUCUGGGUAGACAAGGGAUUGGGAUUCCUUUUUUAUUUUUACUUUUUCCUUUUAGGACAUUCUUGUCUUGGCUAUAUCAGUAUAAAUAGUUUAUGUCUAGAGCCAAGUCUUCCUCUUUUUCUCA
Molecule: messenger RNA, 3022 nt
Organism: Eucalyptus grandis
Lineage: Eukaryota; Viridiplantae; Streptophyta; Magnoliopsida; Myrtales; Myrtaceae
Product: ATP-dependent zinc metalloprotease FTSH 4, mitochondrial
Exons: 8
Coding region: 303-2450 (715 amino acids)
Biological process (GO): proteolysis
Cellular component (GO): chloroplast thylakoid; membrane
Molecular function (GO): ATP binding; ATP hydrolysis activity; metalloendopeptidase activity
Source: RefSeq, a predicted model, not a curated record